Hevea brasiliensis (rubber tree) is the source of this 2651-nucleotide messenger RNA. Its product is annotated as ABC transporter G family member 15. Gene Ontology annotation, molecular function: ABC-type transporter activity; ATP hydrolysis activity; ATP binding. The transcript has 10 exons. Gene Ontology annotation, cellular component: membrane. The record is from RefSeq and is a predicted model, not a curated record. The coding region runs from base 94 to 2319 and encodes 741 amino acids. NCBI's taxonomy places the organism in Eukaryota, Viridiplantae, Streptophyta, Magnoliopsida, Malpighiales, Euphorbiaceae.
AGUGAGGUUUGGUCAUGAUAAUUAUGGUCUAACUAGUUAGCCUCAUUACUGCCUUACCAGUGAUCCCUGCAGCUGCUUUCAGCUUCCUUCUAUAUGUUCACUUUUCUCUUCUCUUCUGCUUUUAGGUUUGGUGAACUUGGUCAAUACCACAGUCAAGAAUUUUGCCUGGAUGUUAUGGAGAUAGAGCAGGUUAUUAGUUGUCAUGGUGAUGGUGGUGGUAGUAGUAGUUGUGGGGAUGCGGAGGCAGCAGCAGGUUUACCAAGAGGAGGAGAAGAAGUAAUAGUAGGAAGAUCUAUGUACUUGGUAUGGGAAGAUUUAACAGUGUUGUUGCCAAACUUUAGUGAAGGACCUACAAGGAGAUUGCUUAAUGGGCUUAAUGGGUAUGCUGAACCUGGUAAGAUCAUGGCUAUUAUGGGUCCUUCUGGUUCUGGGAAAUCCACCCUUCUUGAUGCAUUAGCAGGUAGACUCUCAGGAAAUGUUAUCAUGACUGGAAAUGUUCUGGUUAAUGGGAAGAAGAGGAAACUUGGCUAUGGUGGUGUCGCUUAUGUAACACAAGAAAAUACGUUGCUGGGAACUCUCACUGUUAGAGAAACAUUAACUUACUCGGCUCAUUUAAGGCUUCCAGGCAGCAUGACCAGAGAAGAGAUUGAAGGCAUUGUACAAGGAACAAUCAUGGAAAUGGGUCUCCAAGAUUGCGCGGAUCGGCUAAUUGGAAAUUGGCAUUUGAGAGGAAUAAGUGGUGGGGAGAAGAAAAGGCUAAGCAUUGCACUUGAAAUCCUUAUUAGGCCACAACUUUUAUUUCUUGAUGAACCGACCAGUGGACUAGACAGUGCCUCAGCUUUCUUUGUUAUUCAAACUCUCAAAAACAUAGCUCACGAUGGAAGAACAGUUAUCUCUUCAAUUCACCAGCCAAGUAGUGAAGUUUUUGCUCUCUUUGAUGACCUUUUCCUGUUAUCUAAUGGUGAAGUUGUUUAUUUCGGAGAAGCAAAGAUGGCAGUAGAGUUUUUCGCUGAAGCUGGAUUCCCAUGUCCGAGUAGAAGAAAUCCUUCAGAUCAUUUUCUACGUUGUAUUAAUUCAGACUUUGAUCAUGUCACUGCAACUUUGAUGGGAUCUCAAAGAUCUAGUCCUCGACACCAGGAAAUUCAAAUAUCAUCAGAUUCUUUGGCAAAUUUGCCAACAGCAGAGAUCAAGGCAGUGCUAGUUAAGAAAUACAGGUUCUCCAACUAUGCAGCGAGGGCAAAAGCUAGGAUUAGAGAAAUCUCGGCCACUAAAGGGAUUGAGGCUAAGAGGAAAAGGGAAAGCCAGGCAAACUGGAGCAAGCAGCUUUCAAUAUUGACACAAAGAUCAUUCACCAACAUGUGGAGAGAUUUGGGGUAUUACUGGGUGAGGAUAGGUAUCUACAUAGCUUUGUCUAUUUGCGUUGGCACCAUCUUUUUCGAUGUUGGAAGGAGCUACACUGCAAUUUUGGCUCGCGGAGCUUGUGGAGGAUUCAUAUCAGGAUUUAUGACAUUCAUGUCCAUUGGAGGCUUCCCUUCCUUUAUCGAAGAACUUAAGGUCUUUUAUAAAGAAAGACUCAAUGGGCAUUAUGGGGUUGGAAUAUAUAUUCUGUCAAACUUCCUCUCUUCCUUCCCAUACUUAACUGUGAUGUCAGUGGCUACUGUGAGUAUUACCUUUUACAUGGUAAAAUUUAGACCUGAGUUUUCGCAUUUUGUGUAUGCCUGCCUUGACCUUACAAGCAGCAUAGCGGCAGUUGAAAGCUGCAUGAUGACCAUAGCUUCGCUUGUUCCAAACUUCUUAAUGGGAGUAAUUGUUGGAGCCGGAUAUAUUGGAAUCCUGAUGAUGACCUCUGGGUUCUUUCGUUUGCUGCCUGAACUUCCCAAGGUCUUUUGGCGUUACCCUGUUUCUUAUAUCAAUUAUGGAGCAUGGGGAUUGCAGGGUGCAUACAAGAACGACAUGAUUGGGAUUGAGUUUGAUCCUUUAGUACCAGGUAAUCCAAAACUGAAAGGCGAAUUUGUUCUUAGUACCAUGCUUGGUAUUGAUCUUCAUCAUUCAAAAUGGUGGGACCUGGUGGCUGUUGUAGUCAUUCUAAUAGCUUUCAGACUUCUCUUCUAUGCUAUUCUCAAGUUCAAGGAGAGAACUAUGCCCGUGUUUCAUAAGCUCUACGCCCAGAGAACUAUAAAACAUCUCAAAAAGAGGCCAUCCUUCAGGAACAGUUCACCCUUCCCUUCUUUCAGGAAAAGUUCACCUUUCCCUUCUACGAGGCACCAGACUCUACAUUCUUUGUCUUCUCAAGAGGGUCUCAACUCUCCGAUCCACUAGCAGCACCACCAAAUUAAACAUAUAGCAGUUAUAGUCAAACUUCUUCUGUGAUCUUGGAAAAAUACUGGGUAAGGAGAUAAGAAAGGAAGGUAUAAAUAUGAAAUUCAAAACUUCCUUCAAAGAAUACUUAUUGAAUGUGUGCAAAUAUAUGUUCGGGUAUCUGAUGAUCACAGGCAGUCCAUGGUAACACUGGAAGAAAUCACGAUAGCACUAAAAUAGGUUCAGCUACAUAAAUUCUCAUGUAUUAAUCAGUUAAAUCUAAAGCAACAGUUUAAGAAAUAAUGUUUGUCUGCAAUUUGUAUCAAUGAAUGUGGUUGUGGAAUUUUACACUA